Molecule: messenger RNA, 925 nt
Organism: Calidris pugnax (ruff)
Lineage: Eukaryota; Metazoa; Chordata; Aves; Charadriiformes; Scolopacidae
Product: transmembrane protein 14C-like
Exons: 6
Coding region: 16-552 (178 amino acids)
Biological process (GO): regulation of heme biosynthetic process
Cellular component (GO): mitochondrial membrane
Source: RefSeq, a predicted model, not a curated record
CAACUGGAACAAAUCAUGCAGUGCCAUUCAAGUGAAGAAAGCUGUGGUUGUCAUGUGAAGAUUACAGAAAUCCUCUGCACCUUCCAUAAAAGGGCUACACUGAAAUUACCCAUCAAAGACCAGCCGGAAAAGGGAAGUUUUGGGCGGGCCGUUGUUCCCUCACCUCCCCUUCCGCAGCCUGCUCCGCCCCGGGCUGUUGCGGAGCGGGGCCGCCGCGCAGUUUUCAGCAUGGCCGUGGACUGGCUGGGCUUUGGCUACGCCGCCCUGGUGGCAUCGGGAGGGAUCAUAGGCUAUGCAAAAGCAGGUAGUGUCCCAUCGCUAGCUGCUGGGCUUUUCUUUGGGAGUUUGGCUGGUCUGGGCGCCUAUCAGCUCUCGCAGAAUCCAAAUAAUGUUUGGAUUUCCCUGAUUACAUCUGGAACACUGACUGCUGUCAUGGGAACAAGAUUUUACAACUCUGGAAAAUUCAUGCCUGCAGGGCUCAUUGCUGGUGUCAGUUUGCUAAUGGUUGGAAGAUUAGCACUGAAGAUGGUGGAAAAGCCCCACGAUAAGUAACUGUUGAUUUUACAGUUUAAUAUCUGGAUAAGGAAGCCUGAUAAUGAAGUUGCGUCAAUGCAGAAGCAAGAAGAUGUAACAAUUUUCUAUAUCAAGACUUUUUUAUUUUUCAUUGUUUUAUAUGAAGGGGAGUAGAAUGAUGGGACAGAGGACCUGUAAUUAAGAAAGUAUCCACAAAGAGACAUGAGGAGUAAUUGGCUAAAUACAACAGUGUGUCUCGUACCUUUCAUACUGAGUAUUGCAGUAUGCUUUACCUGUUGCACUCAGAGUUGAUACACCAUGUCUGUAUAACACCAAACAGAUCUUACCUUUUUAUUGUGAAAUUAUGCUAGAGUGUUGCUUUUCUACAAGUAAAAUCUAUUACAAACCUUUA